Molecule: messenger RNA, 327 nt
Organism: Danaus chrysippus (African queen)
Lineage: Eukaryota; Metazoa; Arthropoda; Insecta; Lepidoptera; Nymphalidae
Source: the annotation of a GenBank genome assembly
AUGGGAGUCACGGUUGAAACCAUCACUCCUGGAGAUGAAUCUACUUACCCAAAGAACGGUCAAACGGUGGUCGUUCACUACACUGGAACUUUAACAAACGGUCAGAAGUUUGAUUCCUCCCGCGACCGCGGCAAGCCCUUCAAGUUCAAGAUCGGCAGGUCCGAGGUGAUCAGGGGCUGGGAUGAAGGCGUUGCCAAGAUGUCUGUAGGCGAGCGAGCCAAGCUAACUUGCAGCCCUGACUAUGCCUACGGUCAGAAAGGUCACCCCGGAGUCAUCCCACCGAACGCUACUCUCAUCUUUGAUGUUGAACUUCUCCGUCUUGAAUAA